Messenger RNA from Dermatophagoides pteronyssinus (European house dust mite), 1980 nucleotides. RefSeq names its product natural resistance-associated macrophage protein 2-like. The record is from RefSeq and is a predicted model, not a curated record. Gene Ontology annotation, cellular component: endosome membrane; plasma membrane. NCBI's taxonomy places the organism in Eukaryota, Metazoa, Arthropoda, Arachnida, Sarcoptiformes, Pyroglyphidae. Gene Ontology annotation, biological process: iron ion transmembrane transport; manganese ion transport. Gene Ontology annotation, molecular function: iron ion transmembrane transporter activity; manganese ion transmembrane transporter activity; cadmium ion transmembrane transporter activity.
AACAAACAAAAAUAAUCACUCGUAUUAAUGAUAUAAUACGAUAACAGGAUUUUAUCCAAAUAUUGAUAAAAAAACAAUAAACAUAGAUAAAUUAUCAAAAUAUUUGAGACAAGACUGAUAUCGAAUGAUAAAAUAAUCAUGUCACAAAGUGAUAAUCAGUUGCAUCCAUUGGAAAUAAUGAAUUCAUCUUCAUCCGAUGCAAAUGUUGUUUCGAAUUCAAAAAAAUCCGAUUCAGAAAAUCAAACACAACGUGAAAGUGAUCAUUUACAAAAGGAUACAAAUGUGACUAGAUAUGGUGUCAUAAGUGAUACUGGAGAUGACGAUAAUCAUCUUGUAGUCAAUGAUGAUGAUGCUGUUGAUACGGUUGGUCAUGUUGAUCCUUAUCUUCAAACAUAUGUAUCGAUACCACCAACGCAAGAUUAUUCAUUUAGUUGGCGAAGAUUAUGGACUUUUACCGGGCCAGGAUUUCUUAUGUCUAUUGCAUAUCUUGAUCCUGGUAAUAUCGAAUCUGAUCUACAAGCAGGAACGGCAACAAAAUAUUAUUUGUUAUGGGUUCUAAUGUGGUCUACGAUAAUGGGAUUGCUUAUGCAACGAUUAGCAGCCAGAUUAGGUGUUGUGACCGGUCUACAUCUGGCCGAAUUAUGUCAUCGUCGUUAUGCAUUUUUACCAAGAAUUUUACUCUGGAUAAUGAUUGAAAUUGCCAUCAUCGGGUCGGAUAUGCAAGAAGUGAUAGGAACAGCUAUAUCACUGUAUCUACUUUCAAAUGGGAAAAUUCCUUUAUUUAUCGGUGUGUUGAUUACAAUUUCUGAUACAUUUACAUUCUUAUUCCUGGAUAAAUAUGGUCUUCGCAAAUUGGAAGCAUUUUUCGGUUUCCUAAUAACGGUAAUGGCGAUAACAUUUGGUUAUCAGUAUUACAUAAUGAAACCAGAUGAAUUGAGCGUCCUUGAAGGACUUUUAAUUCCCAGCUGUCAUGAUUGUGAUUCGGAUACUGUUAUGAAAGCGAUUGGAAUUAUCGGUGCAAUCAUAAUGCCACAUAAUUUAUAUCUACAUUCUGCUUUAGUCAAAACACGUCGAAUCGAUCGACAAAAAAAAGAAGAAAUCAAAGAUGCUAAUCGUUAUGUUUUCAUUGAAUCGGCCAUUGCUUUAGGCACUUCAUUAUUAAUCAAUAUUGCCGUAACAGCUGUUUUUGCUCAGGGUUUAUAUGGAAAAACUAAUUCACAAGUUAAUAUGAUCUGUCGGAAUUCUACAGUGCCUGAUAACGUUUUUCCCAAUACAAAUACCAAGGUUGAAAUUGAUAUCUAUAAAGCUGGUAUCUUUCUUGGAUGCACGUUUGGAAUAGAAGCUCUUUACAUUUGGGCAAUCGGAGUUUUUGCAUCUGGACAGUCUUCAACUAUGACUGGAACUUAUUCGGGCCAAUUUGCAAUGGAAGGAUUUUUAAAUCUUCAUUGGUCAAGAUGGAAACGAGUAUUAUUAACGCGAACAAUUGCCAUAAUUCCUACAUUGUUGAUUGCUUUUCAAAGCAUGUCACAAUUAACAAGAAUGAAUGAUCUUCUUAAUGCUUUGAUGAGUUUACAAUUACCGUUCGCCUUAUUUCCCGUCCUUACAUUUACAUCAUCACGUAAAGUUAUGGGUGAUUUUGCUAAUGGUAGAUUUACAAAAUUAUUGGCCACCGCUCUAUCUGUGAUAGUCAUUUCUAUAAAUCUUUAUUUUGUCUAUGAUUAUGUUCACAGACAUGUUGUUUCACAUAUAUUAGUUUAUACAUUUGUAUUUUUAUUCUUUACAUUUUAUAUCCUUUUCGUUUUAUUUCUGUGUGGUUCAUAUGUGGCCGUACUUGGUUUUGAAUUUGUCUAUAAGAUUCCCUAUUUUGGUCCAUGGUUUAAAGAAUCUGAUUAUAAUGAAUAUCGUUAUAGUUGAUUAGUAGAAAUAGAAAUGGAUAACGAUAGCGAUUGAAAAUGUUGAUUGAAUGUAAAAGAAAACAAA